AACAACUUUUCUUUUGUGUGUGGGGUUACUUUCCACUAGCCCCCCUCCUCCUCUCCUUUCAAGAUUUAAAUGCUAAUGGCGGAUUAAAACCUGUAGAUACGUUUGGCUUUAGGAGUCUGGUACGUUGAGGUGACUGUCUGGUAUCACCAAGAUGACGCUCCAUGCCACCCGGGCGGCUGCACUCCUCUCAUGGGUGAACAGUUUGCGCAUGGCAGACCCUGUGGAGACUGUGCUGCAGCUCCAGGACUGCAGCGUCUUCCUCAGGAUCAUCGACAGCAUCCGUGGCACGGAAGAGGGACAGCAAAUCAUGAAGCAGCCGGUAUCAGACAGAUUGGACUUUGUGUGCAGUUUUCUGCAGAAAAAUCGAAAACAUCCCUCUUCUCCAGAAUGCUUGGUAUCUGUGCAGAAAUUGAUGGAGGGGUCAGAACUGGAAGUGUCCAAGAUAACCAUGUUGCUCUUAUACCACUUCACUAUGAGCUCCAAAAGCCUCAGGGACUGGGACCAAUUCGAAUACAAGAUUCAGGCUGAGUUAGCUGUCAUUCUCAAAUUUGUGCUGGAUCAUGAGGAUGGGCUAAACCUUAAUGAGGACCUAGAGAGCUUCUUGCAAAAAGCUCCUGUCCCUUCCACCUGUUCCAGCACCACCUCUGAAGAGCUCUCCCCACCCAGCCACCAGACCAAGAAGGAGAUUCGCUUCCUAGAGCUCCAGAAUGUUGCUUCCUCUUCCAGUGGGAACAACUUCCUUGUAGGAUCUCCAGCCUCCCCCAUGGGCGACAUCCUGCAUACCCCACAAUUCCAGGUGAGACGGCUAAAGAAGCAGCUUGCAGAUGAGAGAAGCAAUAGGGAUGAGCUGGAGCUGGAGUUGGCCGAGAACCGCAAGCUCCUCACUGAGAAGGAUGCACAGAUCGCUCUGAUGCAGCAACGCAUCGACCGCCUGGCUCUGCUCAACGAGAAGCAGGCAGCCAGCCCACCAGAACCCAGGGAACUUGAGGAGCUACGUGGCAAAAAUGAGAGCCUUACUAUGCGGCUGCAUGAGACUCUGAAGCAAUGCCAGGACCUGAAGACAGAGAAGAGCCAGAUGGAUCGUAAGAUCAACCAGCUUUCUGAGGAGAAUGGGGACCUUUCCUUUAAGCUACGGGAGUUUGCCAGUCACUUGCAGCAACUACAGGGCGCCCUCAACGAGCUGACAGAGGAGCAUGGCAAGGCCACCCGGGAGUGGGUGGAGAAGCAGGCACGUCUCGAGAAGGAGCUCAGCACAGCCCUGCAAGACAAGAAAUACUUUGAAGAGAAGAAUGAAAUCCUCCUGGGGAAACUUUCACAGCUGGAAGAACACUCAACCCAGCUGCAGGAGAACCCACCCCAGGAGAAGGGUGAGGUGCUGGGUGACGCCUUGCAGCUGGAAUCGCUGAAGCAAGAGGCAGCCACUCUUGCUGCAAACUAUGCGCAGCUCCAAGCCAAGGUGAAGGAGCUGGAGACUGAGCGGGGCAGGCAGGAAGCCGAGCUGCUUACCGAGCGGGGCCACUUUGAGGAAGAAAAGCAGCAGCUGGCCGGCCUGAUUGCUGGUCUGCAGAGCUCUGUCUCCAACCUCAGCCAGGCCAAGGAGGACCUGGAGAAGGCCUCACAAGCUCAGAAUGCCCAGCUGACCGCCCAGGUGGCCAGUUUGACCUCUGAGCUGACCACACUUAAUGCCACCCUCCAGCAACAGGAUCAAGAACUGACUGGCUUGAAGCAGCAGAAGGAAAAGGAGCAGGCUCAGCUUGCCCAGAGCCUCCAACAGCAAGAACAGGCCUCCCAGGGCCUCCGUCACCAGGUGGAGCAGUUGAGUAGCAGCCUGAAGCAGAAGGAGCAGCAGUUGGAGGAGGCAGCCAAGGAGCAAAAGACAACUAGGCAGGAACAUGCCCAACAACUGGCUGCUGCUGCCAAGGAGCGAGAGGCCUGCCUGAGAGAGAGGGACACAGCCUUCCAGCAGCUGGAGGCACUGGAGAAGGAGAAGGCUGCCAAGCUGGAGAUUCUGCAGCAGCAACUUCAGGCUGCUAAGGAAGCCCAGGACAGCGCCCAGACCUUAGUGACACAGGCCCAACGGGAAAAGGCAGAAGUGAUCCAGAAGGUUGAGGAACUCCAUGCCCGUGUUGAGGCAGCCCACCGGGAGCAACGUGAGGCCCAGGCCCAGGUGACAGAGCUGGAGGCCCAGUUGAGGGCUGAGCGGCAAAAAGCAUCCGAGAGAGAAGCGAUGGCCCAGGAGAAUGACCAACUCCAAGAGCAGCUCCAGGCCCUUGAAGAGUCCUUGAAGGCCACCAAGGGCAGCCUUGAGGAAGAGAAGCGCCGGGCUGCAGAUGCCCGGGAGGAGCAACAGCGCUGUGUCUCUGAGCUUGAGGCAGAGACCCGGAGCCUGGCAGAGCAGCGUAAACAAGAGCUAAAGGAGCUUGAAGAAGAGAAGGCUGGGCGCCGGGAGCUGGAGACCCGAUUACAGCAGCUUGGGGAGGCUCAUCAGGCUGAGAUGGAAGCCCUGCGGCGGGAGCUGGCAGAGGCCAUAGCCUCCCAGCGCAGAGGUGAGAGUGAUUAUGAGCAGCUCGCCAAGGAGGUAGCUACCUGGCGUGAACGGUAUGAGGAUAGCCAGCAAGAGGAGGCACGGUAUGACGCCAUGUUCCAGGAACAGCUGGUGGCCCUACAGGAGGAAUGUGAGAAGGCCCGUCAGGAGCUGCAGGAGGCAAAGGAGAAGGUGGCAGGGAUAGAGGCCCACAGCGAGCUCCAGAUAAGCCGGCAGCAGAAUGAGCUCACUCAGCUCCGUGCCAACCUGGCCAGAGCCCUCCAGCAGGUCCAGGAGAAGGAGGUCAGGGCCCAGAAGCUUGCCGAUGACCUCUCCACUCUGCAGGAGAAGAUGGCUGCCACCAGCAAGGAAGUGGCCCGCCUGGAGGCCUUGGUGCGCAAAGCAGGAGAGCAGCAGGAAACAGGCUCCCGUGAGCUACUCAAGGAGCACCCGAGGGCAGGAGACAGAGAGGCAGAGUGGCUGGGGGAGCAGCAGGGAUCCCAGUUCUGCAGCACACAGGCCACGCUGCAAGCCAUGGAGCGUGAGGCAGAGCGGAUGGGCGGUGAGCUGGAGAGGCUUCGCGCUGCGCUGAUGGAGAGCCAGGGCCAGCAGCAGGAGGAGCGUGGGCAGCAGGAGAGGGAGGUGGCACGGCUGACCCAGGAGCGGGGCCGGGCCCAAGCUGAUCUUGCCCUGGAGAAGGCAGCCAAGGCAGAGCUGGAGAUGCGGCUCCAGAACGCCCUCAAUGAGCAGCGGGUGGAGUUUGCUGCCCUGCAAGAGGCGCUGGCCCAUGCCCUGAGAGAGAAGGAAGAGAGGGAUCAGGAGCUGACCAAGCUUCGUAGUCAGGAGGCAGCCCAGAAAAGAGAAGUGGAGGAGCUUCAGCAAACCUUGGAGGAACUGAAGGAACAGGUCACUAAGAAGGAAAAGGAGCACCCAGAGUCUGUAGGAGCGGCCAGUGGAGAUGCUGGGACUGCUGGAAAGACAGAACCGUCAGGGGCAGAGCUGGAGGCUCUGCGGGCAGAGGUGAGCAACCUGGAGCAGCAGUGCCGGCAGCACCAGGAGAAGGCCUCCAGCCUGGAGCGCAGCCUGGAGGCUGAGCGGGCCUCCCAUGUGGAGUGGGACAGUGCUCUGGAGACACUGAGGGGCCAGUUAGAGGAGAAGGCCCAGGAGUUGGGGCGCAGUCAGGAUGACUUAGCCUCAGCCCAGAGGGAGUUGGCCACCUACCGUGCCAAGGCCCAAGACCACAGCAAGGCUGAGGAUGAGUGGAAGGCCCAGGUGGCCCGGGGCCAGCAGGAGGCUGAGAGAAAAAACAGUCUCAUCAGCAGCUUGGAGGAGGAGGUGUCCAUCCUGAACCGCCAGGUCCUAGAGAAGGAGGGUGAGAGCAAGGAGCUGAAGCGGCUGGUGAUAGCCGAGUCAGAGAAGAGCCAGAAGCUGGAAGAGAGGCUGCGUCUUCUCCAGGCAGAGACCGCCAGCAGCAGUGCCCGAGCGGCGGAGCGCAGCUCUGCUCUUCGGGAGGAGGUACAGACCCUCCGGGAGGAGGCGGAGAAGCAGCGAGUAGCUUCAGAACACCUGCGGCAGGAGCUGGCCUCGCAGGCAGAGCGUGCGGAGGAGCUGGGCCAGGAAUUGAAGGCGUGGCAGGAGAAGUUCUUCCAGAAGGAGCAGGCUCUUUCUGCCCUGCAGCUGGAGCAGACCAGCACACAGGCCCUGGUGACCGAGCUGCUGCCCGUCAAGCACCUGUGCCAGCAGCUGCAGGCCGAACAGGCGGCCGCUGAGAAGCGCCACCGCGAGGAGCUGGAGCAGAGUAAGCAGGCGGCUGGUGGGCUGCGGGCUGAGCUGGUGAGGGCCCAGCGGGAGCUCGGGGAGCUGGCACCCCUGCGACAGAGAGUGGCAGAGCAAGAGCGAGCCGCCCAGCAGCUGCGGGCAGAGAAGGCCAGCUACGCCGAGCAGCUCAGCAUGCUGAAAAAGGCCCACGGCCUGUUGGCAGAGGAGAACCGGGGUCUGGGGGAGCGGGCCAACCUCGGCCGGCAGUUUCUAGAAGUAGAGCUGGAUCAGGCUCGGGAGAAGUAUGUCCAAGAGCUGGCAGCCGUGCGUGCUGACGCAGAGACCCGUCUGGCUGAAGUGCGGCAGGAGGCACAGAACACUGCCCGGGAGCUGGAGGUGAUGGCUGCCAAGUAUGAGGGUGCCAAGGUCAAGGUCCUAGAGGAGAGGCAGCGGUUCCAGGAAGAGAGGCAGAAACUCACUGCCCAGGCGGAGCAGCUAGAGCUGUCUCAGAGAGAGCAAACUAAGCAGGUGGAAGAACUGAGUAAGAAGCUAGCUGACCAUGACCAAGCCAGCAAGGUGCAGCAGCAGAAGCUGAAGGUGGGGCCAGCCCAAGGAGGUGAGAGCCAGCAGGAGGCCCAGCGCCUCCAAGCCCAGCUCAGUGAGCUGCAGGCCCAGGUGAGCCAGAAGGAGCAGGCCGCUGAGCACUACAGGCUGCAGAUGGAGAAAGCCAAGACCCAUUAUGAUGCCAAGAAGCAGCAGAACCAAGAGCUGCAGGAGCAGCUGCGGGGCCUGGAGCAGCUACAGAGGGAAAACAAGGAGCUUCGGGCUGAAGCUGAGCGGCUAGGCCGGGAGCUGCAGCAGGCCGGGCUGAAGACCAAAGAGGCUGAACAGACCUGCCGCCACCUUACUGCUCAGGUGCACAGCCUGGAGGCGCAGGUUGCCCAUGCUGACCAGCAGCUUCGAGACCUGGGCAAAUUCCAAGUGGCGACUGAUGCCUUAAAGAGCCGGGAGCCUCAGGCUAAGUCCCAGCUGGACUUGAGCAUUGACAGCCUGGACUUGAGCUGUGAGGAGGGGACUCCACUUUCUAUAGCCAGCAAGCUGCCACGUACCCAACCAGAUGGCACCAGUGUCCCUGGAGAGCCAGCCUCACCCAUCUCCCAGCGCCUUCCCCCCAAGGUAGAAUCCCUGGAGAGUCUCUACUUCACUCCCAUCUCAACUCGGAGUCAGGCCCCCCUGGAGAGCAGCCUGGACUCCCUGGGGGAUGUCUUCCUGGACUCAGGCAGAAAGACCCGCUCUGCUCGUCGACGUACCACACAGAUAAUCAACAUCACCAUGACCAAGAAGCUGGAUGUGGAAGAACCAGACAGCGCCAACUCAUCCUUCCACAGCACACAGUCUGCCCCCGCACCCCAGGCCAGCCUGCGGAACACCUCCUCUACUCAGUCUCUACCCUGCCUGAGCUCUGCUAGCGAGGGCAACUCGGCUCUGCUCAGCUUGCCUGGCUACCGGCCCACCACGCGCAGCUCUGCUCGCCACUCCCAGGCCAGGGUGUCUGGAGGAGCCCCUUCAGGAAGGAACAGUUUCUACAUGGGCACUUGCCAAGAUGAGCCAGAGCAGCUGGACGACUGGAACCGUAUUGCUGAACUGCAGCGGCGCAAUCGAGUAUGCCCCCCGCACCUGAAGACCUGCUAUCCCAUAGAAUCCAGGCCUUCCCUGAGCCUGGCCACCAUCACAGAUGAGGAAAUGAAAACUGGUGAUCCUCAGGAGACCCUGCGCCGAGCUAGCAUGCAGCCAACUCAGAUGGCCGAGGGCACUGGUAUCACCACACGGCAGCAGCGCAAACGGGUCUCCUCAGAGUCCCACCAGGGCCCUGGCACCCCUGAGUCUAAGAAGGCCACCAGCUGUUUCCCACGCCCCAUGACUCCCCGUGACCGACAUGAAGGGCGCAAACAGAGCACUACCAAGGCCCAGGAGAAAGCAGCUCCAGCUGUUGUUAAACAGGCUGACCGACGCCAGUCAAUGGCCUUCAGCAUCCUCAACACGCCCAAGAAGCUCGGGAAUAGUCUUCUGCGGAGGGGGGCCUCAAAGAAAGCCCCACCCAAGACGUCCCCCAACACCCGCAGUGGAACCCGCCGCUCUCCUCGCAUUGCCACCACCACAGCCAGUGCCGCCAGUGCUGCUGCUGCGGCCACCCCUCGAGCCAAGGGCAAGGCGAAGCACUAA
Molecule: messenger RNA, 6505 nt
Organism: Orycteropus afer afer
Lineage: Eukaryota; Metazoa; Chordata; Mammalia; Tubulidentata; Orycteropodidae
Source: RefSeq, a predicted model, not a curated record